UAUGGCUCGUCUGUCUGUGUAUAGCGCCGGUCUGAGAGCGGCGCGCGCGCAUUCUCUCACUAUCAACAUCAAGAGACGCUAGUUCAAUCCCGUGUAAAAUGUAUGCUGUGAUUUUUCAACUAAGUCAUCAAUGAAAUUAGUCGCAGAUCACUGAAACUUUUUUAUAUUUUUGAUUGUGUGUGAGACUUUGGGAAUGCAAGACUGAAAGACUUGGAAAAAAACUGUGAUAAUGGUGAAAUAAAUAUUUGUUUUGUACAAAUUUAGGUACCUACUAAAUAAGCAAAUCAAGUAAAGCCUUGAUUAUCAAGAGUGGUUAUAGUGCAAAUAGUGUUUUUCAAGAAUGAAGAAGUCGUAUAAUGUGACCACAGUGAAGACGAUAUCGGGUAAAGUGGACGAGAGUGAGAGUGCCGGCCACGACCUGAACAACGUGAGCUAUGACGAUGCAGUCGAGUAUACAGGCAACGGCCCCUACAGCUAUCUCCUCCUGGCAGCCUGCAGCAUGAUCAGCCACGCCGUGUCGCUGGACCUGUUCGGCUUCGGCGUCAUCGUGGCCGCGUCCGCCUGCGACCUGCGCCUCACCAUGGCGCAGAAGGGACUGCUGUCGUCGAUACCUUUUGCUGGUAUAAUAUUCGCCUUCCCAUGGGGCUACUACGCGGACACGGCGGGGCGGCGGCGCGCGCUGGUGCUGUCCACGGCAGUGGGCUUCCUGUUCGCGGCGCUCAGCAGCCUGGCCAACCAGUGGUACACCAUGGUGGCCUGCAAGUUCAUCGGCUGCAGUUUCUCGACAGCUUCGUUCAGCAUCACGAUGACGAUGCUGGGCGAGUGCACGGGGCGGCGCCAGCGCGGCCGCUACCUGCAGAUCAUGAACAGCAUCAACCUGGCUUCGGAGGCUGUGUCCUUCUUACUGGCCCUCUACAUCCUACCCCUACACAUAACCUUCACUAUCCCUGGUCUGGGCAUCACGUACCACUCCUGGCGUCUCCUGACGCUGGUGAUGGCGCUGCCCAUGGGUGCCGGAGCCCUGCUGAUGCUGUACCUGCACGAGAGCCCCAAGUUCCUGGCCAGUGUGGGCGACGAGGUGGAGGCCAUGAGGGUGCUGCGGAGCAUGUAUGAGCGGAAUGGAGGGGUUAAGGGAGAAUAUCCGGUGAAGAGUAUACUAAUAACCUCACCCAGCUCGAAGGACUCCAAGGAGUCGUUCUGCAGCUCGAUGGCAGACCAGACGCUGCCUCUCUUCAAACCACCGCUGCUGAUACGAACGGCACAGCUGUUCUACCUACUCCUUAUCAUCUGUAGUACAAACAACGUGUUCGUGAUGUGGUUCCCGUCCAUCGUGAACUCUUUCUUCCUGUCCCUGAACAACAGCACGCAGUCCGGGCUGGACAUGAGCUUCUGCCACCGCGUCAUGGAAAACCCGGCGCAUGCACACUUUGAGGAGACAACAAUAUGCACGGACACGAUCUCCCACCACACCAUCUACUGCGGCAUCGCGUACGGCGUGUUCUUCCUGCUGCUGAACCUCGCCAUCAGCACCGUCUCCAAGCACCGCCGGGUCGUCAUGGUCAGCACGCUUGUGGUCUCUGCUGUCAGCUGCGUGCUGGUGGACCUGGUCCGGGAGCCGGUCUCCAACAUGAUCUUCUUCGUGCUGCUGCAGAGCACCUCCAUCCUGCUCGGCAUCGCUGGCUCCUACUUCGUUGAUAUGUUUCCUACUAAGCACAGGGCGCUAGCAACAAGCCUGGGCAUGAUGAUCGGGCGCGUGGGUUCGUUCGCCGGGGUGAACCUGGUGGGCGCCACCAUCGCGCGCUACUGCAACACCAUCUUCUACAGCUGGUCCGUCUUCGUCGCCAGUGGAAUUUUAGUGACGCUGUACCUGCCAUCGGAUAACAAAGUUAACUCAUUAGGUUUAAAUAAAAGUUAGUUAAGUA
Molecule: messenger RNA, 1922 nt
Organism: Plutella xylostella (diamondback moth)
Lineage: Eukaryota; Metazoa; Arthropoda; Insecta; Lepidoptera; Plutellidae
Biological process (GO): transmembrane transport
Cellular component (GO): membrane
Molecular function (GO): transmembrane transporter activity
Source: RefSeq, a predicted model, not a curated record